Molecule: messenger RNA, 471 nt
Organism: Pedinophyceae sp. YPF-701
Lineage: Eukaryota; Viridiplantae; Chlorophyta; Pedinophyceae
Source: the annotation of a GenBank genome assembly
AUGGACUUGAAGAAGCUCCAGGCCGUUGCCGGCGCAGCCCGGUCAGGGAAGGGCGGGGUCCGGAGGUCGCAGAAGAAGGUCCAUAAGACGGCGGGCGCGGACGACAAGCGCCUACAAUCCACGCUGAAGCGCAUGGGCGUCAAUGUCAUCCCUGGCAUCGAGGAGGUCAACAUCUUCCAGUCGGAGAGCGUCAUCCAGUUCAAGAACCCGAAGGUCCAGGCCUCGAUCGCAGCGAACACGUACGUGGUGUCGGGGACGCCGGUGACGCGGUCGCUGGCCGACAUGAUCCCGCAGCUGCUGCAGCAGGGCGCUGGCGGCAACGCCAUGCAGAUGCAGGCGCUGCAGGAGAUGCUGGCGUCGUUCCAGAAGGGCGGCGCUGCGGGCGGCGCGGGGGCCUCGGGGGUGGUGGAUGACGACGACGACGACGUGCCGGACCUCGUCGACAACUUCGAGGAGGCCACGCAGGGCUGA